This is a messenger RNA of Anopheles cruzii, 2731 nucleotides long. RefSeq names its product ubiquitin carboxyl-terminal hydrolase 5 (gene Usp5). The coding region runs from base 126 to 2663 and encodes 845 amino acids. Gene Ontology annotation, biological process: protein deubiquitination. Lineage: Eukaryota; Metazoa; Arthropoda; Insecta; Diptera; Culicidae. Gene Ontology annotation, molecular function: zinc ion binding; cysteine-type deubiquitinase activity; protein binding. The record is from RefSeq and is a predicted model, not a curated record. The transcript is spliced from 3 exons.
GCACCGUGGGGAAGUGAAAUUAACUAGAUUGCUCACUGCCUCGCUCGAUACAUCGGAGGUACUACGCGCUAGGGUACGCCAAGCAACAGUAGCAGCACCAGGUUGGCCAACAAGCGUUGCGCGCGAUGGAAACGCUCCAGAAGCAUCUCGCCCAGGUGAAGGUACCCUGCGCCAGCGAUAACGUCUACAAGGAGGAAUGCGUCUACUCGUUCGACACACCAGAGUCGGCCACGGGGCUGUACGUGAGUUUGGCCACGUUUCUCGGUUUCGGCGAGGAGCACGCGUCCCGCUACGCCCAACGAUCGGGCAACCGGGUGUUUCUGCACCUGAAGCGGGACAAAACUGAGCUCCCGGAUCCGGCAUCGGGCACUUCCGGUGGGAGUGGGGCCGAGGGGCCCGAGAAGAAAAUCACCCGACUAGCGAUCGGGGUCGAGGGUGGUGCGACGGUCGAUAACAAAAAGUACGAGUACAAGGAGCACUUCAAGGUGGUAGUGUUCGCGGACGAUGGUUCCGGUGCCGUGCGCCUAGAGUACCCCGAUCCGGAACUCCCGCUGCUGGUACAGAAUGCGGUCGAUGCGAUACAGCGUGCCGAAGCGGCCUCGGUGAAGCGCGAACGGGAACAGCUCGCCGGUACGUGGGACGGCGAAAUCCGUCAAGUGUCGCGCCACGCAGCCGAUCUGCUACAGCUGGCCAACGGGCGGAAGAUUCCACCGACCGGCUGGAAGUGUGAAAAGUGUGAUCUCACCAGCAACCUGUGGCUGAAUCUGACCGACGGUUCGAUCAUGUGCGGCCGCAAGUUCUUUGACGGUUCGGGUGGCAACGAUCACGCCGUCAACCACUACAAGGAAACGUCGUACCCGUUGGCGGUCAAACUGGGAACGAUUACGGCCGACGGCAAGGGUGACGUUUACAGUUACAGCGAAGACGAUAUGGUAGAGGAUCCGCACCUGGUCAAGCACCUCGCCCACUGGGGCAUCAACGUGGGCCAGCUGGAGAAGACGGAGAAAUCGAUGAUCGAGCUGGAGCUGGAUCUGAACCAACGUAUCGGCGAGUGGGGCAUUCUGUGCGAGAGCGCUAGCCAACUGAAACCGAUCGCCGGUCCGGGUUACACGGGCAUGAAGAACCUCGGCAACACCUGUUACCUCAACAGCGUCAUGCAGGUGAUGUACACGAUCCCGGACUUUGUGCGACGCUUCGUGGACGGAUCAGGCGCAAUCUUCGACAAUGCACCGGCCGACCCGGCGAAUGAUUUUAACGUGCAGAUGGCCAAGUUGGGUACGGGUUUGUGCAGUGGCAAGUACAGUGUGCUGUCGGAGAACAGCCUCGAUACGGUCGGCGAUCCGACGAGUGGUGGCAUUGCUCCGACCAUGUUUAAGGCGCUGAUCGGUCAGGGCCAUCCGGACUUUUCGACCAAACAGCAGCAGGACGCGCAAGAGUUCUUCUUGCACCUGGUCAGCACCCUCGAGAAGCACAGCCGUCAUCAGGCGAAUCCGGCCGACGCGCUCAAGUUCUGCAUCGAGGAUCGUGUCGAGUGUUGCUCGAGCGGUAAAGUGAUGUACAAUCGGCGCGAUGAGUGGUGCCUGCCGCUCCAGAUUCCGCUGCAGAAGGCCACCAAUAUCGAGGAGGUGAAGCGAUACGAGGCGGAGCGCGAAGCGGCCGACAAGGAGGGUCGCCGGCUCGAUCCGGACAGCUUGGUGCGACCGAAGAUUCCGCUGGCCGCUUGUCUCGACACGUUCGCGCAGCCCGAGUUGGUCGAUCAGUUCUACAGCUCGGCGAUCAACGCCAAAACGACCGCCAAAAAGACGACGAAACUCGCCUCGAUGCCGGACUAUUUGAUGUUGCACCUGAAAAAGUUCACCCUCAAGGAGGACUGGACCUCGAUCAAGCUGGACGUGGCGAUCGACAUCCCGGAGGUGCUGGAUCUCGAAACACUGCGCGGAACGGGCAAGCAGCCGAACGAGGAGGAGCUGCCCGAUAUCGUGGGCCGUCCGCCAACGCCACCACCGAUGGAUCCGGAGGUCAUGGAGCAGCUGCUCGGUAUGGGCUUCCCACAGGAAGCGUGCAAGCGGGCCAUUUUCUUCACGAAAAACACCGGCGUCGAACCGGCCACCCAGUGGAUGAUGGAACACAUUGCCGAUGCCGACUUCGCUGCGCCGUUCGUGCCGCCGGGAACGGGCGGAAAGACGGGUGCACAACCUGCGGUGGCCUCGUUCGAGCCCGAUCCGGUCGGACUGGAAAUGUUGAUGGGAAUGGGCUUUACCGAUCGGCAGGCAAGCAAAGCCCUGCGAGAAACUGGCAACAACACGGAACGGGCCGUCGAUUGGAUCUUUUCCCAUACGGACGAGCUGGACACGAUGGCUAUCGAUGAUGCGACAUUCGACAGUGUUGCUACGGCCGCCGCUGCCGGAGCGGCUUCCGGUUCUACGGCGGCGCAAGCCACGGUUGGCACCAGCAAACCCCCGGGACCUUCAUAUCGCGAUGGAACUGGCAAAUACAAACUGGUGGCAUUUAUCUCACACAUGGGAGCGUCGGCCCAGGUCGGACACUAUGUCUGCCACAUCUUGAAGGACGGCCAGUGGGUGAUCUUCAACGACAACAAGGUAGCGAUCUCGCAGAACCCCCCCAAAGAGCUCGGUUACCUGUACCUUUACCAGCGAGUUUAGGGUGCGAACCGACAACGACUCGAAUGUGCGGGGGUCCGUUCUACCCCCCAAAACACUGCUCUCGUGGA